This is a messenger RNA of Mya arenaria, 5600 nucleotides long. RefSeq names its product glycylpeptide N-tetradecanoyltransferase 1-like. NCBI's taxonomy places the organism in Eukaryota, Metazoa, Mollusca, Bivalvia, Myida, Myidae. Bases 38 to 1729 code for a protein of 563 amino acids. The transcript has 14 exons. Gene Ontology annotation, biological process: N-terminal peptidyl-glycine N-myristoylation. Gene Ontology annotation, cellular component: cytoplasm. Gene Ontology annotation, molecular function: glycylpeptide N-tetradecanoyltransferase activity. The record is from RefSeq and is a predicted model, not a curated record.
GUCAUUUUCGUUGGAAUAAAAAAUAAUUUUGACAAGCAUGGCGGAUGGAGAUUCUUUGUACGAGUUAAGUUCUGAUCAAGACGUUGAUCCUGACGCUAUUGAUGGAGAUGUCGAAAAUGAUGACACGGCAGAUGACGGGGUCAGUGAUAUUAAAAAGAAGAGCAAGAAGAAAAAACUACGGCGGCCUCGAGGGUUUGAGAGGUCGAGUGGGGAUUCUGACAGUCAGACAUUGAGUGAAGACCAAGAGUUGAACAACCAACCCCAUUACCAUCCCCACCACCAUCAUCACCCACAUGAAGCAAAGAAGAAGUCGGAUGUUAAUCACAUGUCUGGUUCCGGAGCAGAGGCCGACACCGAGGGACAAGACACGACCCAGGAAGGGGCUGGAGCGGCCAACGGAGGCCGGGGGGACUCUGACAGGAAGAUGACUCUGAAGGCAUCUUCCGCAGCUACUGCUCCUCCUGAACAGUCAACAUUAAUUGCAACCAAGGAGCAGAUUCAGCGUACAGUCAAGGAGCUGGAGAUGUUAUCUAUGGUUGCUGGAAAUGCGCCAAAGUCCAUGGAUGAAGCCACGAAGAAGAGGUACCAGUUCUGGGAAACCCAGCCUGUACCAAAAAUAAACGAGAAGGUCAGUGGCAACGAGGAAAUCGAGCAAGACAAGCCGUCAGAUGAGAUACGUCAGGAGUCGUACUCGUUGCCGUCUGGAUUCAACUGGGACACACUUGACAUAAGAGAUCCACUCAUUCUGAAGGAAUUGUACACUCUUCUGAAUGAGAACUAUGUAGAAGAUGAUGACAACAUGUUCAGAUUUGACUACUCACCGGAGUUUCUGCAGUGGGCACUGCAGCCUCCAGGUUGGCGAAAAGAAUGGCAUUGCGGUGUGAGAGUAGUCAAGAGUGGCAAACUAGUAGGUUUCAUCAGUGCCGUGCCAGCUCAUAUAAAGAUCUAUGACAGGAGGAAACACAUGGUUGAGAUAAACUUUCUGUGUGUCCACAAGAAGCUGCGAUCCAAACGAGUGGCGCCUGUGUUAAUAAGGGAGAUAACUCGGAGGGUGCAUUUACAAGGACUGUUUCAGGCAGUUUAUACAGCAGGAGUUGUCCUUCCUAAACCAGUCGCGUGUUGUAGAUACUGGCAUAGAUCUUUAAAUCCAAAGAAGCUGAUAGAGGUGAAGUUCUCACAUUUGACCCGCAACAUGACCAUGCAGAGAACCCUCAAGCUCUACAAACUACCUGAUCAAACAAGGGUGCAAGGAUUCCGUCCAUUUACGCCUGCUGACUUACCUGAUGCUUUUGAACUCAUGGCUAAGUACCUGGACAACUUGGAACUAUCCCCAAUCUUCACAAUUGAUGAGUUUAAACAUUGGUUUAUCAGUCGCAAGGAUAUUAUUGAGAGUUUUGUGGUGGAGAACAAUGGCGUUAUCACUGACUUUGUGAGUUUUUACUCGUUGCCAUCAACGGUGAUGCACCACCCUGUCCACAAAGUCCUGAAGGCCGCGUACUCCUUCUACAAUGUCAGUACCGUGACUCCGUGGUUCGACCUUAUGCAGGAUGCACUUGUAGUGGCAAGAAAUAUGGGUUUUGAUGUGUUUAACGCGCUAGACCUGAUGCAGAACAAACUGUUCUUGGAGAAGUUGAAGUUUGGGAUCGGGGACGGCAAUCUGCAGUAUUACCUAUAUAACUGGAGGUGCACACAAAUGGAUCCCCACCAGGUGGGGCUGGUGUUACAAUGAGAUCAACCAAGUUGACUUAGAAGCUUUAUUUUGUGUUAAAUUCACCUCCUACUCCCCCCAGUAUACAAUACCGUUGUGAUAGGUACAUGGAUCAAUCUUCAACAACUAGGGGUCCGGCUUUUGCGAUAUUAUUAGGAAUCUAGCUACAAAAUGAGGAAUAGUUGUCUAUUUACCACUAAUAUUGUUAGAUUAGAAUGAACAAUAUAUGAAAUUUUCUUAGAACGUUUCAAUUCUUUGUAGAAGUGGUGAUCAUUUUUUGUCUGUCUUUUACAAUAUUCUUCCAGCUGUUCGCAGUUUGUUGACAAUAUGUGAAAGAUAAACAUUUAUCUUUUUUUCUAUGAAAAGUGUAUGAUAAGUUUUUUUUUAUUUCAUUUAAGAAGGAAAGAGAAAUUUGUUUCUAUUAUUCUUAAUUAUACUUUCCAACUUAAGAUGUUGAAAAUGAUAAAAUUCCAUCAUCAUAAAACAAUUUCAGAGACUUAGUUUAGAAAUGCAACAAUAUCUAAAAUUACCUCUUGAGAUAAAAUAUUUGAAAAAAUAAACAGUUGCUUCUGUAAAACAGUUUACUAGGUUAGAUGACAAAGAAUUAAAAUCUUAAUGGGCAGAGUGAACGUUGAGGACAAGCACUUCUUAAUCAUUUUAAUUGAGGUGAUCUAACUUACUUCGAAUACAACUUCAUCGGCGGACACAUUUUCAAUGCAAAAUCUGACACAUUGAUCGUUUAUUGGAUGAGUUCUAUUCUAAACAAGCCUGGAAAAAAUUGCAUGUGAAAAAUCUUCAUCUCUAGCUGAAACCUUUCUUUUGAAAUUUUACUAGUUUGUUUUUUUAAUAUAAUUAUGUAGAGAACUCCAGUUACUCCAGUUUUUCAAUGUCAAAAAAAAGUUCAGGGGUAUAUGUUACAGUUUUAAAGAAAUCUUAUUCUGAAAAUUGUAACCAAAUCUUAAGUGAUAUAUUGCAAUAUGGAUGUAGAAUGUUAUUCAGAGAGACCAUUGACUUUAUUGUCUUAAGCUUUACCUAAACAAUAUGAACAGUUAUUACAGAUUUUACUGUAGAUAGCAGCUAGGAUAAAUAGUGAGAAAAAUAGUAGAUAAUCAAAUGUAACAAUUAUCCCAUAAGAGGCGUUAAUUACAUCAUGAACAUAUGUAGCAGAUGUAUUUCUAGAAUUAUUGUCAAUUAUGAAUCCUUUGUAUAUUUGUUGUUCUUUUGUUUUGUUACACGUUUAUAUUCAGAUUUGUGAUUUAUCAGUAUAACUCAAUGUCCUGCAUGAAUUGAUAACAAAAAUCAUAACAAUUUGAUAACAAUGAUAUAUGAUAUGCGUACACCAGUUCUACACUCAACAAAGUUAAUUAAAGAUGCACUCUGAGUCCCAAAUAAGCAGUACCACAAUUAAUACAUUUAUUGAAUUUACUGAAAAUAAUGAAUAAAUAUUGAAAGCAAUGGUUCUUUAGAAGGAUGCCAUGGUUAAUUUGAAAGAAAGGUGCAGAAAACACGAUAUUUCUACCUUAUGAGACGAUAGUUGAUCACUGUAAAUCUUUUAGGACCCUUCAGUCAUUUAAUAUUUGUGGGUUUUCAGCUAUAAAAUGCACAAUUACUAUCUUGUUAUCAGUAAUUAAUAGUUUCCAUAAAUGCAUUAUUUAGUAAGUAGUAAAAGGUUUAUCACUCAAAAUGUAUGUUUGUUAUACAUGUUUACGAUUGAUUUUAAAUACGAGUAUCACUUUAAGGGUCCACUAUUCAUGUGCAAAAUACUGAUAAAGAACAACUGACUUCUGACAAAAGCCUGUUUAAAGGUUGCUCAUAGAAAAAUGAAAUAGCGAGUGUGAACUUCUAGGUUUAUAUGUAACAGUUAUUCGGAAAUAACAACAACAGAUGUUGGAUUGUGUGACCCUUGAUUAAUUUUGUUGAGUAUAGCAUUAGUUGAAAUAUUGCUCACUGAUUGGUGCAAUUUAGUAAGAUGUAAUUACUUGUAUAAGUUUUAUAGGGGCGGCCGCAUUAGUUUGAAUAAUAUAUUUUAAAAAAUAUACAAGCUGUAAGUUAGAAGUCUGUAAACAUCAACAAUACUUUAAGCAUGUUUUAUCUAAAGGCAUUAUGUACAGCUAGCCUUAUACUUUUCUUUGAUUUGAGGAUAAUUAAAUCAGAAACUAUUGCGAGUUGAAAAUAGAUUUCUAUCACAUUACAGUCCGAUACAGCUUUGAAUUUGUGUGCGCCAAGCUUGACCAAGCUAUCCAGCUUUAACACUCCAUGACAACACUUUAAAUUUUUACAACUUUGGUACUUGCUUUGCCAUCAUUCCAUUUUUUGAAAACCGUGACAAUUUCUUUGCAGUUUUAUAACAUAUUUGUGGAGAACGAAUUAUCCUCUUAGCAAUGGCUUGUAACAUUGGUAUUUAUUGUUUCUUUUUCUGUUUUGAAGUGCCUGAUGGCAGUGCAUUUACUGUAUUAUAUCACAUAACUGUAUACACACUUGUUAUACACAUAAACGUCCAACAUGAACAAAUACACAGAAUAUUAACAUAUCAUUUACUAUGUCAUACAGUAAUGAGAACAGCUAUCACAUACAUUCUAUUCAGUUUUUUAAUAAAAUCUGGGACCAAUAAUAAUUCAACUCCCAGAUAAAAUAUUCAAUGAAUAUAGUCAUGAAUUGUGUGCAGUUUCAAGCUAUUCGCUUCAGAGUAAUAUAAAUUCUAACCCAGUUUCUUCAAAGUAUUCAAGUCUCUACCUGAUAACUACCAACACUUGUUUAACCACAUAACAGACAGGGGUGUUAUUCAAUAUUGGUCUCAAUUGGAGCUAAGAAUGAUGUAGCUAAUCGGAUUACUUGUUAUUAAUAACUGACCAAUAGAGUGAAUGAAGUCAAUGAUGUAUGACCAUAAAAUUUACUUAAGAUAAAUAUUGAAUACCAACCUAGUUAGCAUGGUUCGAAUCUUAAAGGUUUUUGGUCAUUAUUUUAAACAAUCCUAUUUUUUAGAGCAAAAGUUAUAUGUGAGCAUUAACUCAAAAUUCUUUAGUUGUACUCAAUUGUAUGUGCAUAGACAUAUAAAGACUUUGUCACAUAAAAAAACAAAUAGCAAUACAAUGAAAAGAUGCUAAUAGUUAAAAAUUAAUUCCUGUCCUUUGACAUAUGACACUGGAAUUGUAUAGUGCACUCAGUGGCGUUAAAACUUGAGACGUUUCCUGGGCCGGACCAGCUAAUGAUGAUAUCCACCUAGUUGAAGGCAUUAUCUCUGGUUUUCUCCCGAAAACCCCUGGAAAGCCUUUCAGAAAUAUGACUGGAUGAGUUAUUGAGAAGUGUGUCAAAAUCCCCUGGUAUUCUGGACAAAAUCCCCUGGAUUGGUUUCCAGUAGUAUGGUUUGUGUGUGCAAAACCCUAUUGAAUUGAAUAAUUGAUGAACGUUCCUGUAAUAAUGAUUGCCCAAUGAAAUGCAUGCCUACAUGAAUUUAUCCAAACAUCUUUUUUGCUUUCAUAUAUACAUGUGUAUACACCACAUUCACAGAUAAAAAUAGAACGCACACGCCUGUUUUAUAAUAUAACGUUAUUUCAAGUUUGGUUUGUAUAGAAUACACACACAUUUGAUAUCAUUGCAACCUCACGUAUUUAUUAUGUACUUGUAUUCAUAUUUUGAAACUGGUAUGAUUGUGCUAUAAAUAAAUGGUUCUUGUGGAAUGAAAUAAAGCUAUGCCAUAAAGAUAAUAUAGCUUUUGUACAAAGAAGCAGUUGCUAUUAUUCUGGGAAUUUGUAAUUAUAAGAGUAUAGGUAUUUAAUGUAGUUUGUUUCAGAUAAAAUUGUGUUUUCUAUUUGUUGUGAAAUUCUUUGUAAGAUGUGCUUCAUAUUCAACACAUGUCUACAUUUUUUUAGAAAUAUUAAAUUAUGAAAAUGUC